AUGCUGGACAACAAAAUGAAAGAGACGUGUCGCAUCUGUGGACGGGAUCUCUAUGGCAACCAGCGCCGGUGGAUCUUCCACCCAACCACCAAGCUCAACCUGCAGGUGCUGCUGUCACAUGCGCUCGGCCAAGAGCUGGCACGGGAUGGCCGCGGGGAGUUUGCCUGCUCCAAGUGCGCCUUCAUGCUGGACCGCAUGUAUCGUUUCGACACGGUGAUAGCCCGCGUGGAGGCCCUCUCCAUUGAGAGGCUUCAGAGGCUCCUGCAAGAGAAACAUCGGCUCAGGCAGUGCAUUGGCGGAUUGUACAGGAAGACCAACUCGGCGGAGAGCCCCCUGACUUCUGCGGACGAAGGUGAAGCGGCAGGAGACGGGAUGGUGGAUAUUUCAGGCCUGACCCAUGCAAAGUACUGCGCUCUUCUCCAGGAGGACCUAGUCUACUCUUUGUAUGAAUCCUGGGCCGACGACACCGUGGAUUGCCCCCAUCACCACUACCAACACACUUCGGCUGGGCAAGGGUCAGAGGUUGCAGGGUCUCACCGUUGUAUGCCCGCCACUCCUAGGAGAUGCCGUGGUUGUUCCCAUUGGCGCGUGGCGGACUCUGACUAUGAAGCCGUUUGUAAGGUACCCAGGAAGCUAGCAAGGAGCACUUCUUGUGGCCCCUCCACCAGAUAUUCAGCUAGCUUCUUUGGAGGCAGUGGUGGCGGUGCAGAAGUAGAGGAAAAAGGAAAUGGGGAUGAGCCGGAUGAGCCCACAUCCUCUCUAACACUAGUUCCUGGUUCUCAGGAUGUGUCCAAGACUUCAGAUAGUGAGCACACUCUAGCGGGAAGAGCCAGCUCCAGCCCCUCGAUAGCAUCCCUGGAGACAACCGAGGACUACAUUCAGACAGAUGAACUGUUGAGCCCUCCCAAAGAGCCAUUGGACGAUCGGAUAUCUGACACUCUCCCUAACAGAGCUCCACAUGGCCAAUCCUCUCCUGGACCAAGCAUCUCACUGGCCCUCUGCUUGCUACAGAAUUAUGCUGUGCACCGACCAGUACAAAGCGCCAAAGGCAGUAAACUUCCGGUGUUGCUUAGACGGAGCCCCAAUCCUGGAAGAUUGGACUUCUCUGAUCCAAUUCUGGAACUGACCUUUGGAACUCCGGAUGGUGAAGGAUGUCACCACAUGGCAACACCUGAGCUGGAGGCCCCCCUGAUCCACGUUGGGCCAGACCUUGUUCUUAAUCGGGUUAAUGUAGAAGACCGUUCGGUGGAUGUUUAUAUAGAAUAUCCGCCACCAAAGCCACAUCAGAACCUUGUCGAGGAGCAGCAAAGCCAGCUGAACCAAUACGAGUGUGCAGCCGGUCAGUGUGUCAGCGAGCUGCAGAAGGCCCAACUCCAGGUCCAGUCCCUGCAGGCCAAAAUCCACGAGAGUGAUUCCAACAAUAUGAGGCUACAGGAGAAGCUGAAUGAGAUGGAGUGCGAGCUUCGUUCCCUCCGCCAGGCCGCUCAGAGUCGGGAGAGAACCAUCCAAGACCUUACGGAAUCUAUCGGCGCCAAAGACAGUGAGGCCCAGAAGUUGUAUCAGCUGAUCGAGGGGCAGAACGUCACAUUAAACAAGCUCCGAGAGAUGGCCCAUCGGAAUCAACUCGCACAAAGCAAGACACCAGAGGGGGUCAGUGAGUCUGUGACGCUUUCCCAGCUGCAAGGGGAGCUGGUGGGCGUGCAGAGCUCCCUGUUCUCUUUGGGCCUGGAGCUGGAGGCCAGCCAGAGGAGCUUCAGUCAGAGUCAAAGACAAGCUGACGAUCUGGCCCGCUUCAAAGACAGACUGAACGCUGACCUCCAGGAGGCGCUGCAGCAUAAGGAAGAGACUGAAAAACACAAUCAGGACCUGCGUUGCGCACUUCAGAAAACCCGCGCCGAGCUCAGGGCGAAGGAAGAAGCUCUGAAGGAAGUCGAGGCCGAGAGGCUCUCCGCGGCGCAAGAAAAAGACAUGAGCAUCGCACAGCUCAAUCACACUCUGCGGGAGAAGGAGCGACAGUUACAGGAGUACUCACAAAUGUUCGAGACACCAGAAAGUCCCAAACCAAGAGAUGCACUUGUUGAGAAAUUAAGAGAGCGAAUUAAAGACCGAGACAGAGCUUUGGAGCGCACCAUCGAUGACAAGUUCCGCUGCCUGGAUGAACGUGAGGGUCAAGUGAGGACACUGCAGCUGGCGCUACGGGAAAAAGACCGAGACCUGGACAGGCUCCGCUGCAUCCUGUCUAACAACGAGGAGACCAUCACGAGUCUCGAUGCUCUGGUGCAAAGGAAAGAGCUGGAGCUGGAGCAGGCGGCCGAAGCCUACAGAAACCUUCAGUGGCUGAAACAGGCCAGUGAAGAAAAGGAGAGGAGAACUUGCAGGGAGAAGGACGCCAUCAUUGGCCAGCUGCAAGCAGCGCUGCAGGCUCGCGGCAAGGAGAUACAGGAUCUGACGGCGACCCUGGUCGCCAGAGUUCAGGCCGGCCCUACCGAGGUGGUGGAGGAGCUGAAGGCUCGGCUCCAGCUGAAGGAGAAGCUCUUCCAGGAGCUGCUGUCAGACCGCAGCCGCCAAUCGAUUGAACACCAAACGCGGCUUUCGGACUUGCUCAACACCCUCGCUGACAAAGACCAGUACCUGCAGGACAAUUCGUACAGGCUGUCCUUGGUUAUAAGCGAGCGCACGGGUCAGCUGCAGGAGGUGCGCAGGCAGCUGUCCAAGAGAGAGCAGGAACUGUGCGAGCUGAGGCGGGACAAAGAGAGGCAGACGGCCGGAGACGUGCAACACCUGCAAGGUCUUCUCCGAGAGAAAGAAGCCUUUUUUAAGGAGAUGAUGCAGAACCAAGAGGAAGUCAUGAUGCGGCCGCCGUCUCCAGAGAGUGAAGAAGACGUGAAGGCUCUUCGGGAAGAGCUGCAGUUAAUGCUUAAGAAGGAGAGGGAAGCCCAGAAAGAACUCUCUGCUCUGCGCUCGUCUUUGGCUGCCCAGCAAGCAAAGGGAGCAGCAACAGCAAGUACCGAGCAUGUGCUGGAGCAGCUUGUCUUGGAGUAUCGUCAGCUGAAUGGUGCCCUGAGGACUGAGAAGAGACUCUACCAGAAUCUCAUUCACACCAAUAGCGACAGCUCGGACAAGGUCUUGGCCCUCCACACUCAGCUGGACUCGGUUCAGGCACUCCGCGGGCAACUGGAGGAGGUCCUGACCCGGAUUCAGAACAUGGCCCUGGACCUGGAAAGGGCCACCAAAAGGCAGCGUGACUUAGGAGAUGUCAGCACCGAGGAGGACGAGGGGGAUGAUGAAGACGGCAGCAGCGACGAGUUCACCGACAGCAUAGAGGACGACGAGAAAGUUACACCUGCGAGUUUGCCUUUCACCCAGCCUCAAGCGGCCCUUGGGCAUGAAGGAGAGUCUGCAUUCCUGACGACUCGCACGCAGAGCGUCGAACUGGAGCUGAAAGAAAUACAGUCGCAGCUCGAGCGGGAGGGAUUCACCUCGGUGACCCACAUGAGGAGCACACUGCAGAGGCUUCGGAAGGAGAACCGCUUCCUAAAAGAGCAUCAAGUGGGGACGAACCACGGGAGUCUUGACCGGGGUGAGGAGGAGGACGAUACUGAGGAGGAGGACUACAUGGAAGAUGAUGAAGUGGGGGCGACGUCUUGCGUGCCUGUCAAGGGUCCGAGUGAGCGUUCGGCCCGGCUUUGUUCGGAGAACCGAGAGCUGCAGGAGAGGCUGAUGGUGUCUGAAGCCACCGUUCACGCUCAGGCCGAGCAGCUGAAGGACUACAGGGACCUGCUCACCGAGACGUCGGUGCAGCAGGCCAGUAAGCAGGUGCAAGUGGAUCUACAGGAUUUGGGCUAUGAGACUUGUGGACGCAGUGAAAAUGAAGCCGAGAGGGACGAUGCCAGCAGCCCGGAGUUUGAUGACCUCGAGAUGUGCACGUCACUGUCUCACCAGCAGGAGGAUAGCGUGGGAGGGGACUGGUACAAGGCCAGUAGAACCGGGACUAAUGGAGAUGCAUGCGAUGGAACCGGGGAGGAGUCGGCUUUACAUCACCUGGUCCAGGAUCUGCGCUCCCAGCUAACCCGCUGUCACAAAGUCAUCCGCGGGCUUCAGAUGCGUGUUCGCUCCAUGUCGGCCACAAGCGACUACGCCUCGAGCCUUGAGCGGACGCCGCGCAAGGUAAACUGGGCCUUCGAGAUGUCACCCGCCCAAGAGGGCGUGGAGGAAGAUGAAGGCUGGGUGUCCGACACCCAGGCGACUUCGCCUGCGUCCAAACCCAGUCGCGAGCUGCAGGAGCUGAUGGCACGAGUGGCCACCUUGGAGGCCCAAUUGAGCAGCUCCAAGUUGGAGGGGAAGUGCGAAGCAGAGCAGGGGAAAUGUGCCACAUGGCCUGGAAAGUACAACUCUCUCAUCCAGGCCCAAGCUCGUGAGCUCUCCCACCUGAGGCAGAGGAUGAGAGAGGGUGAAGGAGUCUCCCAUAUCCUCACACAGCAUCUGGCUGACACCACCAAGGCUUUUGAGGAGCUGCUGCGGGCCAACGAUGUUGACUACUACAUGGGGCAGAGCUUUCGAGAGCAGCUUUCACAAAGCACCGCGCUAGCUCAGAGACUGCUCAUCAAGCUGACUGGACGAGUGGAAAGCCCCGUUGACAAGACAGGCCACGAGUUGCUGGCCAUGCAGCUUAGCAAGGAGCUUCAGCAGAAAGACCAAAUCAUCGAGUCUCUGCACAACAAGCUGCAGCAUCGCCCUGAGACGCCAUCCAGCUGCCAAGCCCUCUCGGAGACCACCGACCCAUCAGACAGGACUUCCUUGGUGUCCGACGAGUGUCAAACCAACGAAGACCUGGAUCUGUGCUCCGAGUUAGACGCCGGAGACUAUCGGGACCAGGAUGAGCAGCGACAAUCCGAACCGGAUGCUCAUUCAUCGAUCCCCCCUCCUUCUCGUGGACACCUCCAAUCAUCUUUCAGCUGUCCCGGAAUGCUUUUCUCAGCUUCUGGGGGUUUAACCGCUCCGUCCUUGAAAGCCCCUCUCAGUAUUCCCUUCUCUUCGUCCUUCGACCUCUCAGGCUACAGCCAGCUACCUCAUCAUGCCUUUCCGCAGUAUCAGUUGGGCGGCAUUCCCGAGGGUCACUCACUAAAGUCGGGCUCGGGUAUGCUAACAGGUGGAGGGACUUUUUGGGACUUGAGCAACGUGACUGCGCCUAUGGGGGACUCUUCUGGAAUCCCUGGACCUUUCCUAGAAAACAACCAGACAAGGCCCAAUUUAAUCGAAGAGCACCUACGGGAGGUGCGAUGCCUUCGCCAGCGUCUGGAAGAGUCCAUUCGGACCAACGAAAGGCUCCGACAGCAGCUGGAGGAAAAAUUAGCAAACCCCGGGCGUGACGGAGGAGCAGCUACAAACAUCUACAUUCAAGGGUUGGACACAGUCACACAUCUGUCGAAUGAAAUCCGAGUCCUGACAGACGAGAACUUGAAUCUGCAGUCCCGUCUACAGGCCAGCACAGACUCGUGCGAGGAGCUGAUCGAAGCACGCGCCCGCCUCAAGCAAGCCGAACUGGAAGCUGAGCAGUGGAAGGAGGAGUUGAGACGACUUCAGACACACAGUGAGGAGCAGGGACGGCAGAUUCUCGCCUUGAGGCAAGCCGGUCAGGAGAGAAUCAACAGAGCGCAGCACGAGGCGUCUCUACUGCAGCAGCAGUUGUGUGAGAGCAGAGACCUCAUCCACUCCCUGCAGAACGAACUGCACGUCUACGAUCGCGUGUGCUCCAGCUUCAAAUCCAACAAAGGCUUCCUGUGCGAAGCUCCUGGCCUGCCCGCGGAGUCGGCGGAGCUACUGAGCGAGGUGAGGAGUCUGCGGGCCCAGCUGCAGAGCAGCAUCCAGGAGAAUAGCGCCUUCAAGCAGCUGGAGCUCCACAAGCAGCUGGAGCAAAAACUGGGCGCCGGCUCCCCUCGCACGCCGUCCCUGUCGGCCUUCGGCGCCAGCCCUCAGAGAGAAAACGUCUACAGGCGACAGCUGCUCCACGACCCGGCCCCUUCUCCACCUGUCAGGGACAUUGGUCUCUUUAACUGUGGAUCUCCCUGCCCCCCCUACUCGGACCUGGAUGACAACCAUAGCGCCGCCAACGACCCCCUCGACCCGCACGCUGAGCUGGAAGGCGACGCCCCCGAUGGCUCGUUCGCCAACCGUUACGGCCGCCACGCCGUCGGUCACGUGGAUGACUUUAACGCUCUCCAGCAACAAGUCCUUGAAGGUCGCAGCGUCGUGCAGCGCAUGGAGGCAGCGUUGCGCCCGCGCCUGCGCUCUCCUCCACCGUUAGGAGCCGCCCAGAAACAAAACAAUGAGCAGCUCUUGGAUUACGGCAAUGUCCCGAGUCUCUUGUCCAACGCGAAGACCCUGAGGCAGAUUCUGGAGGAGGCGGCGUCCCUGCUGAAGAUGUUCUGGAGGGCGGCGCUGCCCAGCGCCGACGCCGCCACGCCGAACCUGAAGAAGGAGCAGUCGAUGCAAGAGGAGAUCUUGUCCCUCAAGCUGCGCGUGUCUGAGCAGGAGGAGGUACUGAAGGGGACGAUUCAAAGACUGAGGAGCACCAGUCGCACCAAGGAGAGCAUGGAGCAUUUCAUCGUGAACCAGCUGUCAAGGACUCGGGAUGUUUUGAAGAAAGCAAGGACAAACCUGGAGAAGAACGAGCUGAGACUUUCCUCUCUAAGCUCCUCGUCUUCCGCUCCCUACGCCGCUGAGGAGCCAGGAGGUGGUGCCCGAGAGCAACCUGCUAAUAUCCGGGGCUUGACGACUGACGGAGUCAAAGCCCCUGGGGCCAACCAGCGCCCCGCUGCCAGGAAGCGCACCAGCCGAUGCUUGCUUUAGACCCCGAACAACCGGACUCAAUGCUACGGACCUCCACAUUGAAAAUCGCUAAGACCUCCUCAGUCCCCUAAACCUCUGUCUUCAACCAGGCCUUACCAAACUCCCUUCAGCGUCCCCAAACUCCUCAAAAGCGCAGUCAGUGUUAUUCUUUGAGUGGAGCUGUCAGCAAUGUGUAUGAAAGAAGGCGUGUGAAACGUGUACCUGGUGGUUGCAGUGACAAGCCGGAUUGGAAUGGCUUUAGACGCCCCCGAAACGCCGUCUUCCGAGAACAUGUGGUAGGGGGAAAGGGGUUUUUUUCUGCACGUAAAAAGGAGGUUUGUGAGAGGAACGCUAUGCACAUACACAUCAUGUUCAAAAAGUCUGGGGUCACUUAGAAAUACAUUGUCUUUAUUUUGGAUAUUCCGCCAUAGUUUGAGCGAAACUGAAGCCCCCGGUGGUUUCUAAUCCAUUUAGAGGCACAAAAUGGGGCCAGAGAUGAAUUCCUUUUUAAACUCCCUGUCAGGUGAUACAAUUUUAAUGAACAUGACAAUAAGUAUUUAACAUUUUUAAACUUUUUCUCUACUUUUCUUUAAUAAAAAAAGAUAUUUGCGAGUAACCCACAAACUUUUGAACAAUAGUGUAUGAGUGCGCUGGGUGUGUGGUCAAGAAAGGUUCACUCAAAGACAAACAAUCUGUCAUUCCAUCAAGCACCGAAUGUAUUUCAACCUUUAAAUCUAACUCACUGGCAUUCACAAUGUAUUAGUCGAGAUGAUGGAGAAACGUAGGCCCGGUGGAAUUUUUUUUUUUUUUUGUGACAGUAUAAAAUCUUUUCUGCGACGAGCCAUAGACACCUGCAAGUGGCUCACUGUUUUGUCACCAGCUUCCUUUUUGGUUCGUCAAGUGCCGAAGUGGCGAGAUUUGGCAUUUCUAAACGUGCAUGUUUGCUGAAAUGUGAGGUUGAAGUGCCGCUGCAAAAAAACACAAUGUAAAAAAAAAAGCCGACGUACGAGCAUGUGCAAUAAUGCAGUGACUCGAAGCUAUCACUGGAGUGUGCAUGAUCAAUAAGAUUGUAGAAAAAAAAACAACAAAAAUCAACUUAUAGGAUGAGAGAUUGCCACGACUUGCCAAAGUUUGAACUUUUAACUUGCCUUAACCAUGUGAAUGAGCAAUUAGCCGAUCAGGGUACUGAAGGCUUCUCGAACCACAAUGGAGCUGGUUUGGUGUUUCGAAAUGAAUUCUAGUUUUGGACCAAAACAAACAAACAAACGGGGAGGAAACAUUAAAAAAAAAGUCAGUUUCUCCAAAAGGUCUCAUGCCAUUCAUUUUGUGCAUCUAUGUGAUGACAUUCUCAUGGCUCAUGGUCAUGUUAUAGAUGAUGCAAACUUUGGCAGGAUACGGGUGGGAUCAUUGUUGUGUACAUUUUGCUUUGUUUGACGCUUGUACACGUGCUAUUCAUGCUGUAAAUAUCCUUAUUAUGUGAGAGCGUGUGUGCGCGCGCGCUUGAAUAAAGACACGGUUGCUUUGGUCAAAGUGAAACAGUUUGGGUAGCUGUGCAAUAACUCUUUUAACGUGAUGUGAACCAUAAUUGUAUUUCAAAGUGUGUUUGUGCCAUGUGUUAUUUAUACGCAGUUUAUAGAGGCCACUUUCUGUUUCCGACAAGAAAUCGCUUUGCGUUUUCCAGUAUGCCACCGAGCACAAUAGUUGGCCCCGCAUUCAUAUUUUUGUUGCUUCGCUUGACUUUGAAUCCAAAGCGUUGUCGUUGUGGGGGUAUUUUCUUUGCUAGAGCAGACAGAAAUACGGCCUUAUUGUUGUUCACGAGGGGGAGUGAACCGUGUUUUGUGCAGUUCUGGAUGUAUAUAGUGUAGUGUUAUUAAACUUGUGCAGCUUUUGAUGUGGCUGGAAAGAAUGUUAGAAAAAGGACUCGUAUGGAUCCUGUCUCCGAUGACAGUUAUGUGUGUUGUGUUGCCCAAAAACAAGUAUUUAUCGAACGAUUUUGGAAAAGAACCAAUAAAACAAACAAAAUCUGGUCUUUUUUUUAA
Molecule: messenger RNA, 8867 nt
Organism: Hippocampus zosterae (dwarf seahorse)
Lineage: Eukaryota; Metazoa; Chordata; Actinopteri; Syngnathiformes; Syngnathidae
Product: myomegalin-like
Exons: 40
Coding region: 1-6849 (2282 amino acids)
Cellular component (GO): nucleus
Molecular function (GO): zinc ion binding
Source: RefSeq, a predicted model, not a curated record